Molecule: messenger RNA, 3672 nt
Organism: Diversispora eburnea
Lineage: Eukaryota; Fungi; Glomeromycota; Glomeromycetes; Diversisporales; Diversisporaceae
Source: the annotation of a GenBank genome assembly
AUGUCUACCAAUAAAAAAGAAAAUAAAGAAGAGAUUGAAGAGGAAAUUAUUGAAGAAAUUAAAGAAGAAAUUGAAGAAAAAAUUGAAGAAAAAAAUGUCGAUAAUUCAUCAUCCUCUACCGAAAAAGAAAAUGAAUCAAAAGGAGUAGAAAAUCUUGAAAAUGUCUCAGAAUUAAUUGUUUCAGAAAAUUAUGAAGAAAAUUAUGAAAAAAAUGAAAAUACUCAACACAUUCAACCUAAAAUUCAAUUCACGGAACAAGAAAAACCCGAGCGUGCUAUUAAGACAGAUCAUACUACAAUAAAUACUUCUGAACUUAACUCUCAUGAAGCAAUAAGUAUUUCAAAAAUUGAAGAAACGACUCAUUCUCCGAAAAAGAGAAAAUUUGAUAUUGAUGAACAUUUACAUACAAUAGAAAAAAUUGCCGAUCUAUAUCACGUUAACGUCAAUAGCGACAAACCUUCCGAAUCACGUGGUUUGAAUGAGGAACAGGCUGCUAGACUAUUGCAAGAGCACGGUCCCAAUGUUUUAACUCCUCCCAAGAAGAAACAUCCAAUAUUAAAAUUUCUUGAACGUCUCUUCACCUUGUUCAAUAUUUUAUUGAUGGUUGCUGGUAUUCUAAUGUAUAUCUUAUACUUCAUUGAUAGGGUGGGGAAUAAAGCUAACGUUUAUCUUGGUGCUAUUUUGAUUGGAGUAGCUUUCCUAAAUGCCGCAAUAGAAUUUUAUCAAUUACAAAAAUCGGCUGCAAUUUUAGAAUCUUUUUUGAAUAUGAUUCCCCAAAAAUGUCACGUGCUGAGAGAAGGGAAACUUACUCAAAUACAAGCUUCAUCCUUGGUACAGGGAGAUGUUGUUUUCGCAAGAAUGGGUGAUAAAAUACCUGCGGAUCUUUUUAUAUUUGCAGCUAAUGAUAUGAAAGUUGAUAAUUCAUCACUCACUGGUGAAUCUGAACCUCAAGAACGAUUGAAAACAAAUACUCAUAAAAAUCCAUUAGAAGCCACUAAUUUAUGUUUUAAUGGAACACUUGUUGUUUCUGGUGAAGGGUUUGGUAUUGUCAUACGCACUGGGGAUCAUACCGUAUUAGGUCAAAUUGCUGGACUUACCGCUGGUGAAGAAAAAAACAAAUCUCCGUUAGCAAGAGAAAUCGAUAAUUUCGUAAAAAUUAUAGCCACUAUAGCUAUUACCUGUGCAAUUAUUUUCUUUGGUAUAGGAUUUGAAGUGAACAAUAAGAAUUUUUCACUUACUAUUGGUUUUGCUAUCUCUGUACUUGUCGCCUGGGUCCCUGAAGGUUUACCAGCAACUGUUACUGUGCUUCUGACUAUUGCAGCAAAACGAAUGGCAGCAAGGAAUGUACUUGUUAAAGAUCUUCAAGGUGUAGAAACUUUGGGUGCAAUUACUCUACUUGCCACAGAUAAAACUGGUACUCUCACUCGUAAUCAAAUGACCGUAACUAAUAUUUGGGCUUCAUUAAAUAUGUAUUCUGCAUUUCGAAAUAUGCAAAACGAAAACGCCGCUUUUGAUCCAAAUGCACCUGGUAUACCAGAAAUAAUAAAUAUUUCUUUAUUAUGUUCUCGUGCAAAAUUUGAUCGAAAAGAUGUGCCAUUCUCAGAACGUCAAAUUCUUGGUGAUGCUACAGAAACUGGUCUUAUACGGUUUGCCGCACAACAUACAGAUUUUGAUGAACUUAUCAAUACAUAUCCCAAAGUUUUUGAAAUUCCAUUCAAUUCUGAAACAAAAUGGGCACUUACCAUUCAUAAGAAAAGUCAUAAUAAUGGAAAGUUAACCUUGUAUAUUAAAGGUGCACCUGAAAGAAUACUUCAGAUUUGUUCGACCGUUUUAUCAGAAGAUGGAUCAAUUCCAAUAACAAGUGAACACAAGGCAAAAUAUGACGAAGUUUACGAAUUCAUGGCUUCUAAAGGGCAUCGUGUUUUGGCUUUUGCUCAAUUUUUGCUACCCGAAGAUCAAUAUCCAGAAGAUUUUGUAUUUAAAAAAGAGGAAAAAAAUUUUCCUCUUAAUAAUCUCUGUUUCAUUGGAUUAGUAUCACUUGAAGACCCUCCAAAGCAUGGAGUUCGAGAAGCCAUUGGCCGUUGUCGUCGUGCUGGUAUUCGUGUAAUAAUGGUAACCGGCGACCAUCCAUUAACAGCCGAAGCUAUAGGACGUAAAAUAAAUUUGAUGCUUUAUGACACAAAAUCAAUGGUUGCCAAGAAAAAUAAUCUUCCUAUUGAAUCUAUUGGUGAAGAUGAAUAUAAUGCUAUUGUCAUUAAAGGUGAACAGGUUGAUACAUUAACUGAUGCAGAAUGGGAUCUCAUUUUUUCUAAACCUGAAAUUAUCUUUGCCCGUACUUCUCCUCGUCAUAAACUUGAAAUUGUCAAACGUGCUCAAGGAAUGGGUCAUAUUGUAGGCGUUACUGGUGAUGGUGUUAACGAUUCUCCUGCUUUGAAAAAAGCAGAUUUAGGUAUCUCAAUGAAUUUAUCAGGAUCUGAUGUAUCAAAAGAGGCGGCUGCCAUGAUUUUGAUGGAUGAUAAUUUUGCUUCAACAGUGAAUGGGAUUGAAGAAGGACGUCUCAUUUUCAGUAAUCUCAAAAAAUCAAUUCAAUAUACUAUUACUCACUCAACACCACAAGUCACUGUUUCUUUACUAUUUGUUCUUGUACCGAUUCCGUUGCUGUUAACUCCGAUACUUAUUUUGUUGGUUGAUUUGGGAUUUGAACUAUUUUUAGCAUUGACAUAUGCAUGGGACCCACCGGAAAGCAAAACUGGUCUAAUGAAAUUAAUGCCUCGAAAACCUGUAACUCCCGAAUCUAUUGAACGUCUUCGUCGCCGAGCCUUUAACCGGACACCAACUAUUACAGAUCCCAAAACCGGAGAAAAAGUUCAACCCUCAAAGUUCUCUCAAAUUAUUACAUUUUUUAAAAAACCCUUCACUAAAUCGUGGUGGUCAGAAAAAUUUGAAAAACAAGAAGGUGAAGUAUUGGUUGACGGCAAUCUUUUAAGUUGGUCAUACAUAGAAUUUGGUUUAAUAGAAGCUACAGGAUGUAUCAUAUCGGCUUUUGUCGUUUUAAAUUCUCAUGGAUUUACUCCAUACGAUGUUCGAGCCAUGCAACAAUCAUCGUCUGAAAGAAACUAUUUUACUGAUAAGGCUGAUCCUUAUACAACCAUUAAUGGAGUAGAAAAAACGGCAUCAGAGCAAACAGAAGCAUUAGGCCAAGCAAUUUCAAUUAUAUAUCUUGGGAUAUUAAUAGAACAAAUUUUUAAUUUAUUCGCCUGCAAAGCACGAUAUCGACUUCCGCUCGGAAAAUUCAUGUUCGCUAAUCCUCGAAAUUUUAUUGGUGCAGCUCUCGGACUUUGCUUCGCGAUGAUUCUCAUUUAUGUUCCAGCACUAAAUGUUGUGUUUGGAACGAACUAUAAAUUAAGUCCUAAAUUUUGGUUAAUACCCAUUGGAUUUGGAAUAUUUAUAUUGAUUUACGCUUGCAUUAGAACCUUAAUUUUGAAGAAAUUACGUCCGGCCAACGUGAGUGAGGACAUUUCUGAAUUACAGAUGUACCCAACCAUACAUUCCGUUGAACGGAAACAGAUUUCCAAGCUUACAGCCGAGAUUGAUACACUUAAACGGGAAAAUGUGGGAAUAUACUAUCGACUCCAUCAACUCCAAACCGACGAUUUGAAACUCUCAAGCUAA